AAGAAGAAGAAGAAAAAGAAGAAGAAGAAGAAGAAGAAGAAGAAGAAGAAGAAGAAGAAGAAGAAGAAGAAAUGUUAGCACAUGGCAGUGAGGAAAAGGAGAUGUAGAAAAUAAACUUUUUUUCUUAAAAGCUGAGAAAACUUGCUGAAAAGAGGAAGUACAGUUGUUAUAAGGUGUUGUGAGUGCUUCAGGAGGAAGGAAGAGUAAUUUUUAUGAUGAGGAAAUGUCUUAGAAAACCCUCGGCCGCCAUCUUGGAUUUUAUGAAAAUGGACAUGUUUGUUUUCUUCCACUCAUCCAGUCAGGUCUUCUUUAAAGCAUCAAACUCUGGGGAGACCACCAAACAUCAUGCUACAGUUCCUGUAACGUGUCAGGGUACAGCCAUCGUCACCACGUGGAAAAGGAACAUUUUUAGUCAAUUUUCCCCAGAUGCUAGCUAACAGCUGGAUUGAGUGAUGGACUAGACGAGUUUGACCAGAAACAGUGCAACCAUGGAUGACUGCUCCCAACAUUUGGAGGAGGACUUGACUCACAGGAACAUCUGCUGUCAGCCGUGCUUUACCUUCACUUUCCCCACAUCAGGAGCAGAAACUGUUUGAAGCCCGGAGGUUCUGACUGGACUCAGACCGACCUGCAGCUCCUCUCUGGCGGCUCUCGCAGACCCUAACCCCCCCUGGCACUGCUGGAGGAAGAGGAGGAGGAGGCUCUGCUGGGAUGUGUGAGGGUCUCUGUGUGGAGGGGUGAAGAGAGGAGGACAGAGGAGCAGCAUGGCUCUGGCAGCGCUGGCUCUUUGGGUCCUAACAAGUCUCACCUGGGGGGACGUGCUCCAGGUGUCCGCCAACAGGCAUUCGGUUUACUGGAACAGCUCGAACAUACUUUUGCACAUGGAGGGCCACACGAUGACGGUCAACGUCAACGACUACCUGGACAUCUACUGCCCUCAUUACAACGACAGCCAGCGCAUGGUGGGCACCGGCGAGCAGUACGUCCUCUACAUGGUCAGCCGCCGCGGCUACAGGAACUGCGACCCCCAGCUGGGCUUCAAGAGGUGGGAGUGCAACCGGCCCCACGCUCCCCACGCGCCCAUCAAGUUCUCCGAGAAGUUCCAGCGCUACAGCGCCUUCUCGCUGGGCUACGAGUUUCACGUGGGCCAGGAGUAUUACUACAUCUCCACACCCACUCAUCAUCACGGACGCAGCUGUCUCAGACUACGAGUCUACGUCUGCUGUCCCACCU
This is a messenger RNA of Austrofundulus limnaeus, 1233 nucleotides long. Its product is annotated as ephrin-A3. NCBI's taxonomy places the organism in Eukaryota, Metazoa, Chordata, Actinopteri, Cyprinodontiformes, Rivulidae. The record is from RefSeq and is a predicted model, not a curated record. Gene Ontology annotation, biological process: ephrin receptor signaling pathway; axon guidance. Gene Ontology annotation, molecular function: ephrin receptor binding. Gene Ontology annotation, cellular component: plasma membrane.